Molecule: messenger RNA, 267 nt
Organism: Funneliformis mosseae
Lineage: Eukaryota; Fungi; Glomeromycota; Glomeromycetes; Glomerales; Glomeraceae
Source: the annotation of a GenBank genome assembly
CUUCCCAAGCAAUAUAUAGUGCUGAAAUUUUUUCUCCAACUUAUGUUUUAACUUCACUUCAAGAUCUGCUUCCCACCAGUCAGUUAACUUCACCAAUUCGUCAACUUGCUGAUUAUGAUUUUAACUUCUUGCAAGAGUAUCAUAAUUUCUCAAGAAAAGCUACAAUUUCUGGACAGUAUUUCAUACCGAAAGAGGUACAAGAAAAUGAUGCAAGAAACCUUGAACCUGCACGUUCAAAUUUUCUAGUAUCGGAAAUCAACAAUACUA